Messenger RNA from Mya arenaria, 948 nucleotides. RefSeq lists its product as uncharacterized. Bases 1 to 948 code for a protein of 315 amino acids. The record is from RefSeq and is a predicted model, not a curated record. The transcript has 2 exons. Lineage: Eukaryota; Metazoa; Mollusca; Bivalvia; Myida; Myidae.
AUGGACAAGAUGGCUGGUAGGAUGAAGGUCCGGAAGUACCGAUUUUUUAAAGACGCGGACACAGAGGGGCUGCUGGAGUCGAAAAUGGGCAUUGGAACACUGGCCGUGGCGGGAGAGUUUGUUCCAGUUCCUGACCUCUCCACUGUGAAAUGGAAGAAGGGGGCAGAUAUCAACGUUAGAAUGACUCAGGACAUGGAAACCUGCUUGAUAAGUAGCUCAGCCCUGAUCUCGCCUGGCCUCUUCCUUCUCGCUGACUGCAAUAAUAACUGUGUCAAACUGGUAGACGUAAGCAGCCGCACCGUCACGGCCCGCCUCCAGUUGCCAGGCCAACCAUGGGACGUGUGUGUGCUCGCUGAUGACCAGGCCGCCGUCACUUUCGCGAUUAAUUCCAUGAUUCAGCUGUUGUCAACAAAAGGAGGACAGUUGACGCGUGGAAAGGAAAUAAAAGUAUCACCUAAGUGUCGUGGCAUUACGUCUUAUAACAACAGAUUAUACGUUUUUUACAAAUCAAACCCGCGUAUUGAAGUGAUGACAUUGGAUGGUCACAUCAUAAGUGCAUUCCAUAAAGAUGAUGGAAGACAAUUUUUCCAAGCACCAUAUUACCUGACUGUGUCAGCAUCAAUAUUACCGACCCUGUACGUGUCUGACUCCGAUACCAACACCGGUCUCCAGCUGUCUCUGGACGGGAAGGUCCUGCGGGAGUACCGAGACAAGCAACUCAUCCGUCCCGAGUCCGUGGUGGAGGUAGGGCCUGGUCAGAUUAUCGUGUGUGGGCGGGACAUCCACAACGUGUUGCUGCUGUCGGAGAGGUACGGCAAGAUGACGGAAAUACUGGGACAGAAGGACGGUUUGACCAAACCCUUCUUCGUUACCUUCUGUCCUCACACACGUGCCAUAGUUGUCGGGAUGCGCGAUAAUAACUCCCUGAAUGUCUUUAAUGCAAAAUGA